UAUUGCGAAACAAAAAGAACAGAAGAAUCAUUCAUUAAAAAAUUACGAUAAUUGUAGUUUAGGUUUUGAAAGAAAACAAUCCAAAUCUCAUUAAAUCUUUGAUAACCGAACGGAAACUUUUAAGAAGAAUAGGAAAUUAAUCACGAAGUAUUUAUCAAUGUGCAUAAUCAGCUUAAAAAAGCUAUUACUUUUUUAACUAUAGAUUGUGAAUUCUCUUUCUAGUUCUAUUAAUUUUUCUUUUUGAAGUGAGCACAUAGGAUACGACGUCAAAAUGCCAAAAGGAAAACGAAAAGGUGUCCCUAGUGUGCCGAAUGCCAGAAACGAUGGGCAGUCUUCUGUUUCAACUAGAGCCGCGCCUAGUCCCAGAAAAAAUGUAAUUACAGAUAGCGAAAACUUGGAAAAUAUCCCUAUUCCUAGUGCAUUUGCUGAAGCAUCUAAUUCCAUAUUUUCUGAUACUUUAAGCGAUGAAGAUAUCAAAAUCGAUUGUACUGACAGGAUGUUAAUUACUGCUGGCCUUCCAGCAAAACAGGCUCCCGGUAAAUUAGGAAGAAAGAUAAAAUUGAUUUCUAAUUUGUUCUCUAUUUCACUUUUACCUGAUGGAAAUAUAUAUCACUACGAUGUAAAGAUAAUAAAUCUUACACCAGAUACAAGCAAGCCAGAAGAUCCAAAUUGUAAAAGAUAUAGUUGUAUGAAUACUCGAAUUAAUCGGGAAAUUAUAGAUCAAAUGUUGAAAACCAAUGUUCAUUUCCAAAAUUCGUAUGCUGUUUACGAUGGCAAUAGCAAUCUAUACACUCCAUCACCUUUACAUCUAGUAUUUCCGUAUGAAAGUGGUAUAAUUAGCAUUGAAAACGAAAAUAAGAAUCCGAAAAAAGUUAAGGUUUUUAAAGUCCAGAUUAAACCAGUUGAAAAGAAAAAUGGUCAUGGCAUGAAAACAAACGACUGCACCAUUAAAUUGGUAAUUUUGCAUGAGCUAUUUAGUGGUAGAAUGCGAGACAUUGACGACAUUCAGGAAGCAGUGAUGGCUGUUGAGACAAUAUUUCGACAUUCGCCUGCGCUGAAAUACACUCCAAUAGGGCGUAACUUUUUCCACCCUCAUAUUAACGGAGUGGAACCUCUUAAUGGAGGCACAGAAAUAUGGUUCGGUUAUCAUCAAAGUGCACGUUUGGGGCAAUGGAAUCUCAUGAUAAACUUAAAUACAAGCGCUACAACGUUUUUUCAAAAACAAUCUUUGAUGGACUAUGUUGCAAAGUCUCUCAAAAGUCAUAAACAGGCAUUGUCGUGUUUCAUCAAUAAGGAUGAAAAUACCAUAAAACGAUUGAGCAGUGAGUUAAAAAAUGUAAAAAUCGAAACGUAUCAUCAAAGAUCAGUUCCUAAAAUGACGUAUCGUAUUGCCAGAAUCGUCAAAGAAAACUCCAGGGAAUUAAAAUUCAAAAUGGGAACAAGUAAUGUGACAGUUGUCGAAUACUUCCUUAAAAAAUACAGAAAAGAAUUGAAAUAUCCUCAUUUACCAUGCGUUCAAGUCAAACCAGAAGAUAAAAGAAGUUAUAUUCCAAUUGAGCUAUGUCAUAUACCUGAAGGACAACACUGCCGAAAAGAGCUGACAGAUGAUGAUAAACGAGAAAUGAUUAAAUAUACAGCAGAUCCUCCGAGUAAGAAAUUUAAUCAAAUACUGGACCUAAGGAAUAAACAGGCUAAUUACGAUAACGAUGAAUAUUUGAAGAACUUUGGAAUUGAAGUAGAACAUGAACCCAUACAUUUGCCUGGACGUGUAAUUGAAGCUCCGAAUCUAAAUUACAAAUCUGGUAAAAUACAGCCAAAAAAUGGAACUUGGAACAUUAAGCAUUUAAAAUUCUACAUCGGAUCCAAAAUUGCUUCUUGGAUUUUAUUAAGUCUCGCUUCUGAAGAUGAUUGCGAAUACGAAAAUUUAGGAUACUUCUCAAACCAAUUGCAGAAAAUCGGUAAUGCUGCUGGUCUGGUGAUAAACGGACCUGUUGACACGAAAAUUAUUCAAGGAUCUGAUAUUCAGGAACUACUAAAGAAUGUUAAGAAGGAGUUUAUUGGUGUCCAACGCAAUCUGAUCCAAUUUAUUGUUGUAGUCAUUCCCUAUAAAAGCAAAAUUUUAUAUAGGAACGUGAAACAAAUAGCUGAAGUUGAGCUUGGCCUCUUGACUCAGUGCAUCGAUCAUAAGAAUGUAUUAAAAUGCAAUCCUUCAUUGCUAAGCAAUUUGUGUCAAAAAAUCAAUGCUAAAAUGGGAGGCAUUAAUCACACUUUAACGCAAGGAGAAAUUCCCAAAAUAAUGGAGAAACCAGUGAUUGUAAUAGGUGCUGAUGUAUCGCAUGCUCCUGUCACUGACAGAAGCGGGAUAUCUGUAGCAGCCGUCGCAGGGGGUCUUGACAUGAAAUUGUCACGUUUUGCUGUCGUGUGUAAACUUCAAAAAAAUCCUAAGGCCAGUAAGAAGUCUGUUGAAAUUAUUCUUGAGUUAAAGGACAUGGUGAAAGCAUUGUUAAAGGCCUUUUAUAAUCAUACGAUGGGGAAAAAACCAGAGAAAAUAAUUUUUUAUAGAGAUGGAGUGAGUGACGGUCACUUUCAAAAAGUCAAAGAAGAAGAAAUAAUGGCCGUGCGACGAGCAUGUAUUGAGUUGCAAAAUGAUUAUCAACCAGCUAUUACGUUCGUCAUUGUGCAAAAACGGCAUCACGUCCGGUUUAGACCAGAAGAUUUCAGGGAUGGAGUCAGACCAGAAGGAAAUGUACCUCCAGGGACAGUUGUGGAUACUGAUAUUGUACACCCAGUACACAGAGAUUUCUAUCUUUGUAGUCACUUAGGAUUGAAAGGAACCAGCAGACCUGCUCAUUAUACAGUGUUGGAAGAUGACAAUGAAUUUUCAGCUGACGAUCUUCAAAAGUUAACGUAUUAUUUAUGCAACAUUUCAUUCCGUUGUUCCAAAAGCAUAUCCAUACCAGUACCUGUCGCGUAUGCUGAUUUGGCCGCUUAUCGCACGCGGUUGCGUCUGUUUAUUUUGCCUGAAGAUCAGAAAGAAAAGCAGAUAGAGAGCAAUGAAAUAUUGCAAGAAACGAUGGACGCAACUCAACUUGUUGAUUCGAUCAAGAAUUCUAUGUAUUUUGUGUAAAAUUAUUUCUAGAUUAGCCAUGAAUUGUCUACAAAUUUAUAUCUAUUAGUGUCUAUAAUUAUUACACUUUUGUUUGAAUUGUGUUAAUUAAGUUCUGAUUUUUUAAGUAUUUGCUUUAAAAUUAUGGUCCUGUUUCUAAUUGUUGUAUUGUUCAUUAAUUUGUUAUAUUAACGUAAUCUUGUGUUAAAUUAAAAAACAGAUUUUUGAGUGAAAAUUAUUGUCCUGUUGCUAGAUUGUCCAUGAAUUAUUUAUAGAUUUAUAACUAUGAGUAUCUAUAACGCCAUUAUUUUUGUGUGACUUUAGUUUUAUGUUAAUUGAUUUCAGAAUUCUGUAAAUUUGUGUUAAAGUUACUGCUCUUUUAAUAAAUUACUGCAUUAUCCAUGAA
Messenger RNA from Parasteatoda tepidariorum (common house spider), 3512 nucleotides. Lineage: Eukaryota; Metazoa; Arthropoda; Arachnida; Araneae; Theridiidae. The record is from RefSeq and is a predicted model, not a curated record.